Schistocerca serialis cubense is the source of this 3766-nucleotide messenger RNA. It is a transcript of the gene inaE, whose product is annotated as diacylglycerol lipase-alpha. Bases 1 to 3405 code for a protein of 1134 amino acids. The transcript has 19 exons. Gene Ontology annotation, cellular component: dendrite membrane; postsynaptic membrane. The record is from RefSeq and is a predicted model, not a curated record. Lineage: Eukaryota; Metazoa; Arthropoda; Insecta; Orthoptera; Acrididae. Gene Ontology annotation, biological process: lipid metabolic process.
AUGGACUGCUCCGCCCGGCACGCGCUGAGGGAGACCCAGGAGCCGGUGCGUACAGCCUCACAAAAUAUGGACAGUGCCACUCUCGCUUCACCAGGACCCCGAAAUGACAACAAAGAAAACGUCCACGACUGGGGUGAACUGUUGUGGGAGAGAUUCCUGCAGAGGAGGUCAUAUACCAAUGUGACACUACCUGCUGUGAUGACAUCAGACUCGUCGGGGAUCCUGGUGGCGGUGCUGCUGGUGUGGGAGCUGCCGACGGAGGAGGUGUGCGCGCGCCAGCUGUGGCACUACCUGCUGGGCUACGUGGCGCUGCUGGCCGGCUGCCUGCUGCUCGAGGCGCUCAUCUCGGCCGUCGCCAUGCGCGGCUCCAUCCUCGACACCGAGGCGCGCGCCUCCAUGCAGUACCUGCUCUACGUCAGGCUCGGAAUCAUGUGCCUGGAGCUGAUCUGGCUGGUGGCCGGGGUCGUUUGGCUGGCCUACCACUACCGGCAGUGCCCCGCCCACUCUGCCAAGGAGGUCGCCCUAGGUCUGGUGAUCUGCAACUGGUGCGUCCUCCUCAGCAUCCUGAUGACCGUGUGGUGCACGUUCGAUGCGGCGGGCCGCUCCUGGGUCAAGAUGAAGGAGUACCAGCGCAGUACCAGGGACGCAGACUCCAGGAGGCCCUACCGCCGCUCCACCAGCACCAGCCGCAACUGGAGGCAGAGGAAGGUGAUCCGGGCGUACCAAGACAGCUGGAAUCACCGGUGUAGACUGCUCUUCUGCUGCAUGGGGAACAGCGACAGGAACCGGAACUCGUUCGCGGACAUCGCGCGUCUGCUGUCCGAGUUCUUCCGCGACCUGGACGUCGUGCCUUCCGACGUGGUGGCCGGCCUGGUGCUGCUCAGGAAGUUCCAGAAGAUCGAGCGCGAAGCCGUCGUCAAGGAGCGCAGGAACGACACGUACGAGUUCCUGUCCGGGGUGCCGGUGACGCCGGCCACGCAGUUCGUCGCGCUGACCGAGGCGGCCGACCUGGGCCGCUUCCAGGACGCCGUCCACUACAUGCACUUCGCGCUCGCCGCCUACGGCUGGCCCAUGUUCCUCGUCACCUACAGCGCCACCGGCGUCUGCCAGCUCUGCGCCUCCAUCAGGUGUUCGUGCCUGUGGUGCGCGCCGCCCAAGGACCCGGCGGUCAUCGUCGAGGACAACUGCUGCCGCUGCAACUACGCGGCGCUGCGGCGCAUGGUGGACGUGGGCGACGUCGCCGUCGUGUACGCCACCUACCACGUCGACGUCGGCGAGACGCCCUUCUUCGUCGCCGUCGACUACACCAAGCGCAAGGUCGUCAUCAGCAUACGAGGCACCCUGUCGCUCCAGGACGUGAUCACGGACCUGAACGCUGAGGGUGAGCCGCUGCCGCUGGACCCAGUUCGCGAAGACUGGCUGGGUCACAAGGGCAUGGUGCAGGCGGCCGAGUACAUCCGGCAGAAGCUGCGCGAGGAGUGCAUCCUGGAGGCUGCGUUCGGGCACGACCCGGAGCGCGGGUCCGCCGGCUUCGAGCUGGUGCUGGUGGGCCACAGCCUGGGCGCCGGCACCGCCGCCAUCCUGGCCAUCCUGCUGCGCCAGCACCACCCCACGCUCACCUGCUUCGCCUACUCGCCGCCCGGUGGCACCCUCAGCAUGCCCGCCGCGGAGCACAGCAAGCAGUUCAUCACGUCCGUGGUGGUGGGCAAGGAUGUGGUGCCGCGCAUCGGUCUCCACCAGCUGGAGUCGCUACGCGCCGACCUCAUCAACACCAUCAAGCGCAGCAAGGACCCCAAGUGGAAGACCAUCUUCUGCAGCGCGGUGUGCUGCGGCUGCGCGCCGAUGCCGACGUCGGCGGCGGAGCUGCAGGGGGACUCCAGCCUGUGCGAGUACCGGCGCGAGCGGCAGGCGGCGCGGGCGGCGGGGGCGGCCGCCGUCCACCCCUCCGACCCCAGCAUCGCGCUCACCGUGCACCAGCCGCUCUACCCGCCGGGCCGCAUCAUACACGUGGUGCGGCACCACCCCUCCAAGGGAGAGCAGGUGCUGAACAAGCACGAGCCUGUCUACCAGGCCGUGUGGGCGAACACGACUGACUUUGAUGAGGUCCUCAUCUCACCAGUCAUGAUACAGGACCACAUGCCUGAUAACGUGCUUGAUGCUCUCAAUAAGGUUAUAACGACGGUGGGGCCGGCCAAGCCGCGGCGGGCGUCGGCGUGCGCGUCGUCGACGCCGGCCGAGCACCUGCAGCCGCUGCUGGCCGCCGCCCCCGCCGCCUCCGCCCCCGCCACCGCCGCCGCCCCCGCGACCUCGCCCGGCUCGCCCAAGGCGUCGACGCCGCCGCACCGGCUGUGCCUCGAGACGAGCUUCACGUCGCUGCAGAGCCCCGGCUCGGAGCCGCAGCAGCUGCAGCUGCAGCAGCUGCAGCUGCAGGCCGCACCGGACGCCGCGUCGCUGCCCUGCGGCCGGCAGAGCGCCGCCACCGCGGGGCCGCUCGCCUGGGAGUUCCCCGCGCUGCUGCUGCACGACGACCAGGUGACGAUCCCGGCGCAGGACGGCCUGCACGACGAGUGGUUCGGGCUGGCGCCGCUGGCCACCCCCGAGUCGCUGUCCGAGGUGUCGAGCAUCAGCUCGCGCGCCAGCUGGCUGCUCGCUGACGGGCCCCCGCCGCCCCCGCCGCCCCCCUUCGCGUCGGCGCGCCAGACGACGGCGACGGCCACCUCGAGCGACGACUGGGAGCGCACCAGCGGCCGGCGCACCUCCAGCGAGGCCUUCCUCAGCGUGCGCGGCACGCCCUCCUCCUCCGACGACUCGGUGACGGCCACUGUGGAGGUGCACCGGCCCCGCGAAUGCGCCCAGGGUGUGGCGUGCUCCGACUCGCCGGCCGCCGUGUCCCUGCCGACGCCCGCCAGGUGUUUGCAGCCUUCGCCGCUGCCACCAGCCGGCGCCACCGUCGCCAGGAUCGCCUCCGCCGCUGACGUCACGGCGCCCAACUCUGUCAAACAGGUGAAAUUUACCCACAAGCACAGAGGGAGCACCGUGACUGCCAGCGCUGUGAGGCAGGCUGUCAACUGCGACCGGGCGGCGCGGGACGACCGGCUCGCUGGCAGUAGCGCCACGGAUUUCUCACGGCCAGAGACACUCGACAAUGACCCCUGCCGCUCGGAGAGCAAUAACAAUGAUGACAGUGGGAAGGUGGUAGGCAGCCGCCACUCGCAGCAGAACUCGGCAAGGUCGACACCGGCAGUGGUGCGGUCGCGGCGUGACUGCCGGUCCGACCGCCAGGCUCUCGAGUCGCUGCCAUUGCUGUCCGGCAUCGCCGCCGGACCGGACGGGGUUCCCCCCUACCCGCGCAAGAAGUACACGUACCCCAUUACCGCCGUCGGCAAGGGUGAGAGCAGCGUCUGAGGCCUCCUGCCGACACUGCACAUUGAGUGUUUACGCUUUCUCCUUCGACCUCGUGAACUGAACUGGAAUGCUUGUCGAGCAGUGUUUCUCACUUCGUCAUUACAAAAGUAAUUGGAGAUAAGAUGAAACGAUGUCAUUUAUCUCUUGAGACUGAGUAAUUCUGAUCUUAAUAUAGAUGAUAACUAAAAUCUUUAAAAUACAGAGUGCUGCUUUAUGUCAAAAUAAGUGCAGUGAGGUGCUUUGUGACAUUCUCGUUGACAUGUGAAUUGUAUCAGUAUUUUUACCCUGUUCUGUUAUUAGCAGUCUUCGUGUAUUUCUCUGCUUGUGAUGUCAAGCAGUGUGUGAUUGUUCCCCUCAGAGA